Messenger RNA from Pseudomassariella vexata, 330 nucleotides. RefSeq lists its product as uncharacterized. The transcript is spliced from 3 exons. The annotation marks the transcript as partial. The record is from RefSeq and is a predicted model, not a curated record. NCBI's taxonomy places the organism in Eukaryota, Fungi, Ascomycota, Sordariomycetes, Amphisphaeriales, Pseudomassariaceae.
UGUACCGAUAUACCUGCCUUACGAUCCCGGCGGUAUAUAACGACUAGAUACCUCUUAUCUCUAGCGCUUAGCUUUCUAGGGGUACUUGUCCGCUUUUUCGGCCUUGACGUGCCGAACGCGUCUGCUACCUCCUUCCGAAUUAUACUACUUGCCCUGGCUGCUACAAUAGCGGCGGCUCUAGCUUCUAGGCUGAAUUCGUAAUUUGCGCCGCGAUUACCGCUUAUUUCCUCAGCAAAAGCUCGAAAAUCCAUUAUAAAUUAGUAUUGUUAUAGCUAGUUGAAAUCAAUAGGCUAAUAUUGUUGUUAUUUUGAUUACCAAAUUGGGGUGUAG